Molecule: messenger RNA, 4824 nt
Organism: Aspergillus chevalieri
Lineage: Eukaryota; Fungi; Ascomycota; Eurotiomycetes; Eurotiales; Aspergillaceae
Product: UDP-N-acetylglucosaminyltransferase
Exons: 3
Coding region: 1-4824 (1607 amino acids)
Biological process (GO): protein O-linked glycosylation
Molecular function (GO): glycosyltransferase activity; protein binding
Source: RefSeq, a predicted model, not a curated record
AUGUUACCUUCCGUGGCGCCUUUCCCGUCGCUUCAACCACAUCAUCACAUGAGCCAUUACCACGCCCCGGGCAACCUUAAUUCGUCCUACGGCUUCAACUCUUUUCCAUCGUCGCUCCCUCGAAAUGAUCCGUCCAAGAAUUCUCUCCAGUCGGUUCCUAGGACUCGAUUACAAUACCCGCAUCCUAUCCAACGUCUCGACCUGCGCGAUAAUACUUCCAGCUCAAGCCCCUCCGUCGGUGAACAUGCCCUGAGGAGGAAAACGCCAAAUGGAACGCUUUCAGCUGGCUAUGAUGGGACCCCUGGGGACACCACUAUCCAGCCUCCGGCAAGCAAGCAUAUUUUGGUGUCGUCGUUGGAAGCGGGACAGGUCCUCUCCCCGCAGACGGGUUUCCCCAUGGACAACUGGCAGCAACCCGUCCUGGAUCAAUCGUCGCGACCUAAGCCUUCGAACUUUCCGCCCGUAUAUAACAAGAAUGAUGCGAUCAGAGGUGUUGCAGUUGCAGGAGAUAUGACCCAGGAUGCGAAUGGAACCGGCUGGGUACGUUCGCUGAAUUAUGAUCCUGGAAUGGACUCGAUUCUCAAUCAGACUUUACCCAUGCAGCAACAGCGGUUCUAUCUACACGAUGGUGCAUACGUUCCUACGGUACUACCCGCUACUCUCCAACCAUGCGUCGGCCCAACGGCAUCUGCUGGCAGCGGUCCCUAUGGCCCCUACUGGCCCGAUGGGGUGUACAUCCCAUAUCGUCCAGCGGCACUACGGGAUUCACGAUUUAAUUCCCCGGCCUCGUUUGCGAAGCCGAACAUGCAAUUCUACGAUCCAUCUUUGAACCCCCAAAAUUCGAUCCCCCCCGGAAACCACCCCGAUGCAGCCGUCGCCUGGAACCCAGCACCUUUAGGGAUGCUGAAUCUUGAUUCUACGGUCAAAAGCAAUUUUCCGCCGCGCUACUCCGACCAGAAACCCCUUGACUCUGCUCUUCAUCAGCAGAUCCUGCCAAGUCACUCACGACAGAAUACCGCACCUUACCCCUCGCAUCCGUCAAGCAAUGAGCCAUUCGCCCCGUGGGCCAACCUACAGCAGCCAGUGCCUGGUCACAAUCCACGGACGACAAAUGCGGAGUUCAAAGAGAAAGUCCUAUCGUGGGCUCACAGUGUUUACGUUGAUCUUCUUGCUUCUAUUCAUCAGGCCCGUCGGAACAGCAUCUCCAACAACACUGGGGAUGUCCAAAAUCAGCGCUUGCUGAAACCCAGCAUCUACCCCAAACCGCCCCGUCAGCCUGGACUAGAUUUCUCGCAAGCGAGUCGCCCCCAUUUCCAGCAACCAUAUGGCGCAUCUGAUAUGCAGAUGAUCGACAGACUACGCCAUACGGGACGAUUCACGGCAUCUGUUUCCCGAUUACCCUCGGGCCCCUUCAAUGAAAGCCCGAGCGCCAAUGCUGUAUCAGCACUUGAGAUGCUGUCCCACCUUUGCAUAGAAAGUGGGUGGGAAUGGAUCGACGGAAUGCUAUUGGGAGGCUGCUUAGCUUAUGGUCUCGGUGACUAUCACAAGGCCAUGAGAUGGUACUCUAGGAUUAUGGCCAGAGAUACAACGCAUGUUGAGGCUAUCUCGAAUCUUGCAGCGACUCUUCUCGCCCUUGAUCGCCGGGAAGAAGCGUUGCACCACUGGCUACGUGCUGUCAAGCUGCGCCCAAGCUUUUUUGAGGCCGUGGAACACCUUGUGGGCUUGUUGUGCAACACACACCGCGGCAAAGAAGCAGUCAACAUCAUCGACUAUGUACAAACGUCCCUGCGGCAUCCGAAAGACGGGGACUGUUUCACGACCGAUGAGCAUGCAAGUGAGCCCGAGAGUGAUGCAGAAAGUGCGUCUGAUAUGUGCAUGUAUGAAAAGGCGUCAUUCGAUUACGACAAUGACCUUGGACAUCCAACUGGACAUCCUGCUUCGUUCGACCAAUGUGCUCCGGAUAACCGGCCGUUGGGUUUCGCCUCCAGUGGCUAUGCGAUACCCGGUGCCGACAAUGGCAGAAUACUGGCCCUUGUACACGCCAAGGGGAAUAUGCUUUAUGCACUGGGUGAUAACGCGAGAGCCGCAGCGGCUUUUGAGGAUGCAAUCUUGAUCGCGGCUGGGCGGAGACUCCAUGGCAUUCGAGGUCUUAUCAAGCAAAUCUUUGCUGCCUUCUCAUAUGGUUCUUAUCCGUCGGGCCAGCAUGACAAUGGGGAAACGAUCUUGCUGUAUCCCGACAAGGCCCUUCAGACGUCAAAAUUGGUCUUCUCACCGUGCGGUACACCGCCAGGGAUCAAGUUUGUCGCGGAGGGUCUUGCACGGAAAGCUGCGAUCUCGACAACCAGCAACUCUCUGCUUUCCCUUGCAAAGAUCUACCAGGAUGGCAUGUCUAGUAUCUCCUCUUCGGGAGCUCCAAGGUCGGCUCCUGGCGUGCGCGACAUCUUGGCGCUCUACUACCUUUCACUCUCGCUUCAACAAAGCCCGUCGACUGCUAACAAUGUGGGGAUCCUGCUUGCGGGUAUCCAAAACAACCCAGGGAAGAGCCCUGCUCGCUCCAGCGGAGAAACUCAGCACCCUGAUAUACCCGGUGUGAUUCCUGGAAGCGGCAUUUCACUUGCUCUGGCGUACUACAACUAUGGACUGCGUCUUGAUUCCCGGCACGCGCAUCUGUAUACCAAUCUUGGUAGUCUGCUCAAGGACAUCGGGCAGCUCCAUGCAGCUAUUCGAAUGUAUGAACAGGCUGUUGCGUGUGACAAUAACUUCGACAUUGCUUUGGCGAACUUGGCGAACGCGGUCAAGGAUGCUGGUCGGGUUAACGAUGCGAUUGUGUAUUACAAGCGGGCUGUGAAGGUGAAUCCCGAGUUUGCGGAAGCAGUGUGCGGAUUGGCCAAUGCUCUGAACUCGGUCUGCAAUUGGGUUGGUCGCGGUGGCGUCGUCAAUGGAUAUGGCUUCCGGGAUCGAUGGCAUGUCGAUGAGCAGGGCAUGCUGCGUGACGCGUACAACCUUGAUACAGGUGCUGGCUGGAUUAAACGCGUGGUUGAUAUUGUGGAUCGGCAACUCCGUGAGGGUGAAACCUGGGGUCGUGGCUUGCUGACCCCGGGUAUGGUGGACCAACUGUGCGCGCAGCUGGCUCCAGCUGUGGACAGUCACCGUCUCUCAUCCGGUCAGAAAGGCUCCCUGGUUUCGAUUCUGCAGGCAUGGGCAGGCCAGAGAUGGGAAGGAUCCCGGAUUGUGCGGCUCGUCGAGCGUGCGAUUCGUUCGCUUACUUGGCAGUGGUACCAGGAUCGUUACGUUCAUGGCAAGGAAUAUCCGUGGACCAAAUACAGAAGACCCCAGCUCCCGGCCGGGCUUACAGCGCCGAAUGCGCCAACCGUCUUACCGUUCCACACGUUUACUUGCCCCCUUUCUGCGAAGCAGGUGCGACAAAUCUCACAGCGGAACGGCCUUCGUAUCUCGUCAUCGACCCUUCGUGCACCGUGGCUUCCCGGCACGGUUUAUCCGCCUCCAGCGCCGCCUAAUCCCUACCUUAAGGUUGGGUAUGUGUCGUCUGACUUUAACAACCACCCUCUUGCCCAUUUGAUGCAGUCUGUAUUCGGUCUGCAUAAUCCGUCCAAGGUGAAGGCGUACUGCUACGCCACCACCCCAAGCGAUCGGUCCAUUCAUCGUCAGCAAAUUGAAAAGGAAGCACCUGUCUUCCACGAUGCCAGCGCCUGGCCGGUUGAUCGACUUGUCAACCAGAUCGUUGAGGAUGGAAUUCACAUCCUCAUCAACCUCAACGGGUACACACGGGGUGCCCGAAACGAGGUCUUUGCCGCUAGACCUGCACCAAUUCAUAUGUCCUUCAUGGGUUUUGCAGGUACCCUUGGUGCUGAGUGGUGUGACUACAUCCUUGCUGAUGAACUGUCAAUCCCCCCCGAGACAUUGAGCCCAGGUAGACGGAGGACAUUGAUGGAGGAGCGGCUCCUUGAGGAGGAUCAUAGCGAAGACAUGGAAGGGUGGGUGUACGGGGAGAAGAUUGUCUACACCCGUGAUACGUUCUUCUGCUGUGAUCACCGACAAAGUGCGCCGGAUGCACAUGAGGCUGGUCUGAACUGGGAUCAGGAGCAAGAGUUGCGGUGGCGGAUGCGGAAGGAGCUCUUCCCUAAUCUGAGGGAUGACGUCCUUAUUCUUGGUAACUUCAAUCAGUUGUAUAAAAUUGAACCAACGACUUUCCGUACUUGGCUCCGUAUACUUGCACAGAUUCGCAAUGCCGUGCUCUGGCUGCUCCGCUUUCCCGAAUCUGGAGAACAGAAUCUCCGGGAAUUAGCUGUUGCUUGGGCAGGUCCAGACACUGCAUCUCGAAUCAUCUUCACAGAUGUGGCGCCCAAAAACACCCACAUUUCACGAGCGAAGAUCCUCGACUUAUUCCUCGACACCCCCGAAUGUAACGCCCACACAACAGCAACUGACGUCCUCUGGAGCGGAACCCCCCUCCUCACAUACCCCCGCUAUAAAUACAAAAUGUGCUCCCGCAUGGCGAGCAGCAUCCUCAGCAGCGCCCUCCCCAACACCGACCUCGGCCGCCAAGCCCAAACCGAACUAAUCGCUUCAUCCGACGAGGACUACGAAGAAAAAGCCAUCCGUCUAUGCACAAGCACGCAGUACGUGCCUGGCGGAAACGGCCGCGCAAGAGGCCGUCUUUCAGACCUCCGCGAGAUGAUCUUCUCAGAAAGAAGAGGGAGCAGACUGUUUGAUACCGCGCGUUGGGUGCGCGAUUUGGAGGAUGCGUAUGAGCAGGUUUGGAAGAGGUGGGUUGAGGGCGAGGAGGGUGAUAUUUGGUUAUGA